AUGCCAUUUGCCAAACGGAUCGUUGAGCCUCCUUUCCUGUGCAGACAUCCCAUCCCCAAUGAUGAAGGGUUGCUGUUCGAGGAUCUGUGCUCCAUCAGCAAUGUGGUUCUAUCCCGGACCCUGCGGCAGCUCUCCGACCUGGCCAAACACGCCUGUUCCUUAUUUCAGGAGCUUGAGAACGAAAUCGUCUGCACAAACCAACGGGUCUGGGCGCUGCAGAACAAAAUAGGCAAAAUUCAGCAAAGCGCCAGCGCGCUGGAUCCGAAACUGGAGGCUGUGCCUGUAUCAAAUCUUGACAUUGAGAGUAAAUUGACAUCGCACUAUCUGGCACCAUGGCAUCAGCAGCACAAUCUGUUCCACUCGUGUACACGACCACCAUGCCUGGAGGAGUUACACCGACAUGCCAAGCUCAACCUGCGGGCACUGCACAGAGACCAGCAGCAGCGUCAGCGUUCAACCAGCAGGGAGCGUGGUCGGGUCACCAUAUCAAUAUCGGUGGCACCGCCCAUGCCAACCUACCCCUCAACUCACAAACUCAGAAGGCGCGAGCAGAGGGGCCGACACUCACGUCUGUACCAGCGCUCACGAUCCUCCUCCCCUAUUCAGUGUUGUUACUUCAUACCCUGGAUUAGAAAGGUGGGUACCAACAAGGAGACAGAUGGAGAAAUACCAGUGCUGAGCCACAGGCCUAAAUGUCCAGUUCCCAACGUCGCUAACACCCUGGACAAACAGACGAAUUGGUCCAAAGCCCUGCCUCUUCCCUCACCAGAAGAGAGAAUGAAGAAUGACUCUCAUGUGGUUUCGUCCUGUAUCAUUCCCAUCAAUGUCACUGGUGUUGGAUUUGACAGAGAAGCCAGUGUUCGUUGUUCUCUUGUUCACUCACAAUCGGUUCUACAGAGGCGUCGGAAACUCAGGAGGCGAAAAACGAUCACUGGUAUCCCCAAACGAGUUCAGCAAGACAUGGACUCUGAUGAAUCACCUGUGGCUAGAGAGAGAACAGUGAUUAUCCAUGCCAACCCACACAAGUCACUGUGGCAUGAGGAGCCCUGUCUGAGCGGCCGAGCUUUGCACACCAAGGACUCUGGCUGUCAGACAGAUGACUUACUGAUUGCUGCUCCAUCCAGGAGGCGUAUUCGUGCCCAGAGAGGUCAAGGAAUUCCAGCCUCUCUCUCACAUUCAACAGGAAACAUCACCUCCCUGCCGGAUCGUUCUGAUACGGUGUAUGCUGCAGCAUCAGCUAUGCGCAUCCGUUCUAGAAGCUUACCCCGUGAAGGUGGACGGCUUCUAGAUGAGGACCAAGAUGACAGUGAUGAUGAUGAUGAUGAUGAUGAUGACGAUGAUGAAGAGGAAGAUGAGGAACUCUCUCCUUAUGAGGCUGAGGACUUUCUGCCAGUCCCAGGACAGAGAAUCCCAAAGGAUGAGGAGGAGAGUACCGACGACCAGACCAUGCCAGAGCUCCAGUUUGGAAGUCUCAAGCAUAUGCAGCACUCUGGGAGUCCUGACCAUGCAUGGAUUGAGAGAGGCAGAUCCAGGCUCCCACGCAAAGUUGAUAUGGGGAGCUGUGAGAUUUCCUCCAGCUCAGAUACUUUUAGCAGCCCCAUCCACUCUGCCUCAACUACAGGAGUGCUUGGCAGCCAGAUUGACCAUAAAGAUGACCACCAGUCCUCAAGUGGCAACUGGAGUGGAAGCAGCUCCACAUGCCCAUCGCAGACAUCAGAGACUAUCCCGGCUGCUGCCUCGCCGCCCCUGACUGGAUCCUCGCACUGUGAUUCAGAACUUUCCCUCAGUACUGGCUCCCAUGUCAUUGAUGACACCACUGGCUUUAUAACUGACCCCUACCACAUGGACAAGCCACAAGGACAUGGGCACAGGUCCAAUUCUUUCACCUCAUCAGCGACUGAUCAGUUGGAUGAUGCAGGGGUCAGCACUGCAAGUGAUGGUGAGUGGAACUGCACCCAGGACAUACAGGAUCAGCUCUACCCCCAAGACUUCAGCCCAAAGCAUUCCAGAGAGGAUGAGAGUGGUGUCAGCUGCCCGAGUUAUUCCAGUGGGGAAACGUACGAGAGCUACAGUGAACAACUUUCCACUGGGAAAUCAGAGACACACUACAUUGUUGACACUGAAGGAUUCUAUUCCUCCAUGCACUUUGAUUGUGGUCUUAAAGAUAGCAGAAGCUACUACAACUAUGCAGCCAUCGACCCCGACUGUGGCCCAAGUGGGAAUAUAGCACCUGUCAUUGGUGAAUACUCCCAGUCAGAAUACAGUGCCACCAGGACACUGGGGAGACAGUGUCUCUCUUUAAGAAAACCAAAGGCCAAGCCACUCCCACCAAAACGUAUCUCUUCAUUAAGGGAAACAAGCAGCAGUGUGAACGUUCUAGAGCAGAACGAACCAAAGAUUACUAGCGAGCUGCCACUGCCCUUGUCUUCCAGAGAGAUGAAAUUGCAACUGGACUUAGCUGGUUCUGCAGGGAACAUUGAGACUGCAGGUCUCGAGUCACUUGGCACAUGGGGAGUGGAGAACGUUAGAGAUAUACUCGACUGCUCCUCUCCAUUCAGUUCCUCAGACACACAUUCCUUCAAGGAUGAAGGUGCUGUGCAAGCAGACUAUGCAGAUCUCUGGCUCCAAAAUGACUUGAAAGCCAAUGACCCUUACAGGUCACUGUCCAACUCUAGCGCUGCUACAGGUGCAACUGUUCUUGAAUGCAUCAAGUCACCAGAAAAUGCAGAAGUGCAAGCCCGUCGACCCAGGUCCAGACCUACUUCCCCAACUCUUCCUCCGCCUGAGGGAGACUUUAAGCUGAGUUCCCCUGAAAAACUGGCAGGGUUAGCGUCCCCUUCUAGUGGAUAUUCAAGCCAAUCUGAGACACCUACUUCUUCCUUCCCCUCCGCUUUCUUUCCAGGACAGCUGUCCCCAACCAGUGGCAAGAGAAAACCCAAAGUACCUGAAAGGAAAUCCUCACUUUGUUCCCUCCAACAGCCACAGUUUUCUGUUAGAGAUUCAGGCAGGAGAGAAACUGACUUCCAGACCAUACCCCCCAGUCAGCUCGACCUUAGUGCUCUUCUCAGCAAGAACUUUCCUCACAGGAAUCAGAUGCACAUUCUCCACCAGAACAAGCAGAAAGCUGCAAUAGCUGCAGCUGCUGCUGCAGAAGCUCGCAAUGCUGCUGGCGCAUCUUCUACAGAAAGUGCAGCAAGUGCGGAAUCCGGUUCAGCCCAUUUGGCCAUCACGCCAACUGUUCUUAGAUCUGUGCAACUGCGAUCUAUUUGUAGACAAGUUGAUGGAAACAAAGGGUAUGAUCUGGUCAGUGUUAAUCAAGCAGCUCGUCCCAGGUAUCCCAUAGUAAAUGAUCCCCUAUCCUCUCGCAACAGGUACAACAGGAAACCACCAGCCUACAAACCCCCAGCAGUGCAGCUCUGUGAGUCGCAGGUUCCACUGAUAGACAAUGUUGUUCUUCCCCAAGAGGAGGUGAGAGUAAGACAGGAAAAGCUUGGUCCUGGUACUUACUGGGCGAUGACUGCCUUCAGAACACCUGUAGACCCUACUCCUGAAAAAGAUGAACCUUUAACCAGAUCUCAGUCUCUAGGUUCUGAGAUGCUCAGGUCUCAGCAAGAACAAGAGAGCAGAAAGUACCAAGAUGAGCAACUGGCAUUUUCACCAGAGAGACUUAAACAAGUACUUCAUCAACUAACACAGCCAGACUCUUCAACAGAGCCCCUGUGUUUGGCCAGCACAAUGCCACCCCCAGCUUACAGUGAGAUUCCGAGGAGCAAUUUUGUACUGUGCAACAGUCCUGUCAAAGUGCCUGUUUCUAUUCAAGAGGCAUCGCACACUUACACAAUCAGCGAUGUACAAGGCAGAGAGGAGGAUUAUGAGACAUCAGGUAUCACAACCAGAAGUGCCUCAGAGGACAUAAGGGAGGAAGGGUCAACACCAGAAACAGAGGACUACUUCAGCAAAGAGUCUACUCCUAGUGAAAAUUCAACAUCUCCUUUGACCGAUGACUCUAAACCUGAAGAUGAUGAUGAUGAUGACGAUGAUGAUGAUGAUGAUGAUGAUGAUGAUGAUAGUGUUUUUCCAUCUCCCAACAAACUACGCACAACUGAAGAUCUGUUUGCUAUGAUACACAGAUCUAAACGGAAAGUGCUCGGACGUAAAGUUUGGGAGCUGAGUGUAAAAAGUCGACCUGGUGUUGUACCUGCAACAGCCCCUGUCUGUAAUCCUCCUUACUGCCUGGUCAUCCCUGCUGCCUCAGUCCCUCCAAACAUCUCACAGCGAGCCUCAGGACCCAUCUACAGAAGUGCCAAAAAGUCCAGCACGUCCAGUGAGGAGUUCAAACUCCUGCUGCUGAAGAAGGGUAGUCGCUCAGAUUCGAGUUAUCGCAUGUCUGCUAUAGAGAUCCUGAAGAGCCCUGUCGCACCCAAGUCUCAAGGAGAGCUGCUAUUACAGGCUGCAAGGCAACCAGAGGAGACCUCCUUAACCCAACAGGAUUCUCCUGGCGGUGGAGAUCCCCUUCCGAGUCCAUUUCCUAUAGCUAACAGUGAGGGAUUCUCCCCGAAAACACUUACCAUGUCAGCUGCUUCCAGACAGGGACGAUCUAGAAUUCCACCUGCGGCAAACAGCAGCCGCUAUAGCACGCGGAGUCGGCUCUACACAGCCCCAAUGCAGGCCAUAUCAGAAGGAGAGACUGAGAACUCGGAUGGAAGUCCACACGAUGACCGCUCUUCCUAG
Molecule: messenger RNA, 4731 nt
Organism: Xyrauchen texanus (razorback sucker)
Lineage: Eukaryota; Metazoa; Chordata; Actinopteri; Cypriniformes; Catostomidae
Product: actin remodeling regulator NHS-like
Biological process (GO): lens development in camera-type eye; cell differentiation
Source: RefSeq, a predicted model, not a curated record